Messenger RNA from Wyeomyia smithii (pitcher-plant mosquito), 1704 nucleotides. Its product is annotated as phosphate carrier protein, mitochondrial-like. The transcript has 4 exons. Bases 228 to 1283 code for a protein of 351 amino acids. Lineage: Eukaryota; Metazoa; Arthropoda; Insecta; Diptera; Culicidae. Gene Ontology annotation, cellular component: mitochondrial inner membrane. Gene Ontology annotation, molecular function: phosphate transmembrane transporter activity. Gene Ontology annotation, biological process: mitochondrial phosphate ion transmembrane transport. The record is from RefSeq and is a predicted model, not a curated record.
ACAGCACAGUAGGUAUGGCACGCGCAGGAAGAAUCUUCCGUACCGCAGCCAGCGAGUCACACUCGCGAUUCAAGCUUCGAACAGACAUCAGGCACCACUAGCGUGCGAUCUGACUGCCCGAGAUCCGUGUGUGACGUACCGUGCGUGUGUGACAGUGAACUGCUGAGAGCAGAGCAGAAAGUAUUCUACCUUAGAUAACAGAAUCAUAACCCACAAAGCUAGAGACAAUGUUUUCCGCACUGUUGGACGCCGCUCGCAAUUCCCCCUUCAAAACCCCCUUUAGCCGGGUUCAGUGUGAUGCUGGUGCCGGUGAUGGCAAAUCACUGGUGUCAGGUCGAUCGAUUGCAGCCGCUGCCACCGAUGAGGUCGAGUUCGGUUCGACCAAAUUCUUCCUGCUGUGCGGUGUUGGCGGUAUCAUCUCGUGCGGUUCGACGCACACUUUCGUCGUGCCGUUGGACUUGGUCAAGUGUCGUCUGCAGGUCGACCAGGCCAAAUACAAGAACCUGUUCAAUGGCUUCAAGGUGUCGGUUGCUGAAGAAGGUACCCGCGGUCUGGUGAAGGGAUGGGCACCGACUUUCUUCGGUUACUCAGCACAGGGAGCCUUCAAGUUCGGUCUGUACGAGGUGUUCAAGGUGCAGUACGCCAACGUACUGGGCGAAGAGAAUGCCUACCUGUACCGCACCUGGCUGUACCUGGCCGCUUCGGCUUCCGCCGAGUUCUUCGCCGAUAUUGCCUUGUCACCGUUUGAGGCUGCCAAGGUAAAGAUCCAGACUACACCUGGCUUUGCUAACACUAUGCGGGAGGCAAUGCCCAAGAUGAUGGGCGAUGAGGGUAUUGCUGCCUUCUACAAGGGUCUGGUUCCGCUCUGGUGCCGCCAAAUCCCGUACACUAUGAUGAAGUUUGCCUGCUUCGAGAAGACCGUCGAAUUGUUGUACCGUUAUGUAGUACCGAAGCCACGUGACCAGUGCAGCAAGGGUGAACAGCUGUUGGUAACCUUCGCCGCUGGUUACAUUGCUGGCGUGUUCUGUGCUAUUGUGUCUCAUCCGGCUGAUGUGGUUGUGUCCAAGCUCAAUCAAGCCAAGGGAUCCAGUGCGUUCGAUGUAGCCAAGCAGCUCGGAUUCAUGGGAAUGUGGAAUGGCUUGAUGCCACGUAUCAUUAUGAUUGGUACUCUGACUGCUCUGCAGUGGUUCAUCUAUGACGGUGUCAAGGUGGCUCUGUCCAUCCCACGUCCACCACCCCCAGAGAUGCCUGAAUCGCUGAAGAAAAAAUUGGGCGUUCAGUAAAUAUUCACCUUGCACUUUUCCCCGAGUUUUAAUUAUUUCAUUACGCUACACAGUUAAUUUGUAAGUGAAGGCAAAAUUCGGAACUAAAAUUAUACCCCAUUGGAACCGGAUCGGAUUAGUGCUAUUUGUUGGAUGUUAGACUGAUACAAUCGUGGAAUUAAAAAAAAUCAGUCAGGGUACGCGAUUCAGUAUUGACAAAGGACGGUUCUCGUGAUCUUACCGACGUAAACACAGGCACACACUGAUACACACAACGUAAAUUUUAAAAACAAAUCGUUAGUAAAAUCGCAGUACUAAACUUCCAAGUCGAUUGUAUUAUUUGUUUAGUAUAAUUCUGUUGCGUCACCGUGGGUAGGCAACCGGAGGCUAAUAAAAAGUGAGAGAGGGUUCUUCGUGGAAGGACCUUAUCGCAUAGGAAUAA